AUGGCAAAGCCCAUCCGAGGUUUACAUGCUGCUUUAAAUGCAUCUGGAAGAUACAAGUUUCGAAGUCCAGACUUUGAAGUUGAUCAUCUCAUCAUUGGAGGAGGUGUCGUUGGCCUCGCUAUUGCAAGAGAGUUGUCACUAAAGAGACCCCACAAGUCUACCUAUCUCGUUGAGCGGCAUACACGGACAGGCGAAGAAACAAGUUCGAGAAAUUCAGAGGUUAUCCAUGGAGGUUUCUACUACCCGGAGAAUUCAUAUAAAACACGGCUGUGUCUGAUGGGCAGAAGGCUCCUCUAUGACUACUGUGACUCUCAUGCAGUUCCUUACAAGAAGACAGGGAAACUAGUCGUCGGCCACGAACACCAACGAAACUAUCUGGAGAACCUGUACCAAAAGACGCAGUCUCUUCGAUGGCCUGCUGUUCUGGAGAAGGACACGGAUCUUCCUCAAGGAAAUAAUCUCGCAGUUCCAGCUCGCUUGUUAACUGGGAACGAAGCUCGGGGGUUGGAGCCUGACCUCUCUCGAGACAUCGCCUGCGCACUACUCAGCACAGAAACCGGCAUCAUCGACGUACAUACCUACAUGGAGGCGUUAGAGAAGGAUAUCAGCGAAAGCGAAGCCGGAUCUGUUGUGUGCUCGACCAACGUCGUCAGAGUCGACCCUACCAAAGACGGUUGGGUGGUUCAGAUGAGCACAAGUCCAGAAGACUCAGAAGGAGGCGGCCAGACGGACUCUGUACUAGCCAAGACCCUCAUCAAUUCGUCUGGCCUUUCUGCGCCGUUCAUUCUCAAUGCUCUCGGGCGAGGCGCGGACCCUCCGCUUGCGGAUAUCCCCAUUUACUACGCACGUGGGUCGUAUGCCUCUUACCGUGGACCAGGCGUUACCAAUGUCAAGCAUCUCAUCUAUCCCGUGCCAAACAUAGGCGUUAACAAGCACGGCUUUGCUGGCUUGGGUACCCAUUUGACACUCGAUUUAGGGGGUAAUAUCAAAUUUGGUCCAGACAUAGAAUGGAUUGAGCCACCCAAGUCUACCUCAGACGAGGAGGCGAUCGACUUUUGGAUAGAUCAUCUCGUCGCGUCAGACGACACAUCUUCUAUGUUUCAAUCGGUACGCUCGUACCUGCCAGGUAUCGAAAAGAGCGUCUAA
Serendipita indica DSM 11827 is the source of this 1146-nucleotide messenger RNA. Lineage: Eukaryota; Fungi; Basidiomycota; Agaricomycetes; Sebacinales; Serendipitaceae. The record is from the annotation of a GenBank genome assembly.